Messenger RNA from Spea bombifrons (plains spadefoot toad), 1675 nucleotides. It is a transcript of the gene RAD51AP1, whose product is annotated as RAD51 associated protein 1. The coding region runs from base 165 to 1139 and encodes 324 amino acids. Gene Ontology annotation, molecular function: single-stranded DNA binding; double-stranded DNA binding. Gene Ontology annotation, biological process: double-strand break repair via homologous recombination; interstrand cross-link repair. The transcript is spliced from 9 exons. The record is from RefSeq and is a predicted model, not a curated record. Lineage: Eukaryota; Metazoa; Chordata; Amphibia; Anura; Pelobatidae.
GCGGCUGCCGGUCCGGCAGUUGCGCGGGGAUUUUGAGUGCAGGUUGGCGGCUUCUCCUCGGACCAGAUCUCGGGUAUUCUCGGUUACUGUGACUGUGUUUUCCGGGAAUACCGGACUGAUUAUGCUUGUAGUCCAGCGGGCGUGAGCUCAUAUGAGUGCCCGUCAUGGACAGGCCUGUCAGGGUUAAGAAAGCAGUUGAUUAUUCGCAGUUCGGAGAUCUGGAUAAUGACGAUGAGGACUUUGCAUGUUCCUCUGCGCCACCAACUAAAAAAGCUCGGGUGGAAAUAAAAAAAGACAAAAAGGAGAAACCUGUAAAGAAGCCUCAGAAAGAAGAUUCUUCAUCACAGGAAGCGUCGCAGGGGAAAAGACUUCCAUUGGAUGAGAAACUCUACAAAAGAGAUUUAGACGUAGCUUUGGCCCUCUCUGUACAGAAUACCACGGCCAUCGUGGAAAGCAGUGGAGACCAGCUGGACAAAGGUUCACCACCACCAUUUACCGAUACCAAAGAUGCUGAUACUUCCUUUUCAAACUGCAGUGUGGACGGCAGUGCUUUAGGUCUGGAUGAGAUCUCAGACAAUCCAGAAGAUCAGGUUAAAGGUCGAAGUCGCAGGCAAGCAGCAAGCAAAGCCAUUACAGAACAGAGGAAGCUUCUAGCGGACGACAGUGAGGAAGAAGAGACAGAAGAGGAGUUUAAGCCAGAGGUAGCAGCUUAUGAAAGCUCUGAAAGCAACUCCAGCUUGAGUGAGGAGGACGAAGAGUUUGAUCUGAAGAAGACAAGCAAAUUAAAACCAAGUAAAGGAAACAAGCAGAAGGGUGCCAAAAAGACUGACAAGAAAGAGAAAAUCGUUUCCAAACCCAAGGCUCCUGGGCGUUCAGCUGUACCUUCCGUGCCUAUAAAGUCAAAACCACCACCAGCACAGAGGGCGCUUGUCUCUUCCCCUGCUCCUGUAAAACCAACGCUUCACCAGAGCCCUCCAGUAGGCAUGAAAAAGCAGAAAUGGACACCCCCAGCUACAGUUAACAAUGUGAAAAGCUCACUCGGAGGGGCUGCUGUAAGGUCACCCACCCAAGGUCUCCGGCUCGGCCUAUCGAGAUUUGCCAGAGUCAAACCGUUGCAUACGACAUUUGUCAACGAUUAAGUUUGGACUUUUGACGACCUAUAUGAUAAAAAAAAGUGUGAGGAAAAAAAACAUUCCUUGGAUUUUAGCAGCUCGGUCAGCAAGCCAUUUUCAAACAAGAAAUAGCCAUUUUAAAUCACUAACGAUAAUUGAAGCAACUGAUGUGGAUAUUUCUCUGGAAAUGCUAUGGGGAUCCGUGGUGACACGAGACCACCGGAAACACGACUGUAACCGCAGCUGUCCUAUUGAAUGGAGAAGUAUAAGCCACUUAACUCCUUUCGGACUAUUAUAAAGAUCCUCUUCAUAUAAAAUAUGAACGUUCGUUUUUCAGAAGAGGUGCUGCCUGAUCAGCAUCGGGGACUCUGAACAAUAUUCCGGAAUUGCACGGCGGUUGAUGUGGCUGUCCAGGCGGGCCGUGAUAAAAUUCCCCACUUUGUAAUUAACUGUACCCCCUCUUUUUAAUUGUAUUUUAUAUGUUCCCUAUUGAUUUUAUCAGAUUUGUUUCCUUCACUUCUUGCUGUUUAGUAACUAUGAAUAAAUGUUUUGGUUUUUUUAAA